Octopus sinensis (East Asian common octopus) is the source of this 2265-nucleotide messenger RNA. RefSeq lists its product as uncharacterized. Bases 1 to 2265 code for a protein of 754 amino acids. NCBI's taxonomy places the organism in Eukaryota, Metazoa, Mollusca, Cephalopoda, Octopoda, Octopodidae. The transcript has a single exon. The record is from RefSeq and is a predicted model, not a curated record.
AUGUCUGUUUUCACCAGUCUGCAAGCAAAUCCUGAGGGCUCUCUUACAAAAGAUAUUAGAGAUAACCAACAACUAUUGGUAAGAAGCAAGUCUUCGGGGCUACAUGAUCCCCAUGAAAUUUGUGGAAACUCUCCUACCGAACAUGUCUCACCCCAUCUAAUCCCUCUUAAAUCGGUGAUCGGUGAGGAACACUCUAACGACAAAGUCAAAUGGAUUUCUGGUGUUGUGGAGUCAGCGAAGAGACGAUUUGGCAGAAUUCCUCGCGGAGGAUGGAGACUUAUUGCCGAAUGUUUCAACGUCCGCUUUCUCACUCAAAAGAGUGUCUCUGAUGUGAAAAACUUACUGAAUGUAAAGCCCUGCUCUAAUGGCUGUGGCAGUCGAAAUAAUGUGGAUACCUCAGAUUACUUAUUGCCAAAGACAGAAAUCUCCAUUUAUGGUAAAUGCAAGGAAGAGUUUAAUCUCCAAAUUCAGGAACUUAAAUCAAUCCCACGAAAUGCGAGAAUGCCCACAAAGAAGAUUCCGUAUAAAUUGCUAAAGACUGAUGUUCUUGUCGCAAUUAAUGCAGUGAUUUCGAACUAUAUAUUAUCUUCUCCGCCUGCAAGCAUAAAUGAAAUCACGGAUAUAAUUUAUGCCGGGCAAUGCUCAUAUGAAAACAUUACGAGGCAACCCCUAACAAAAAGCACAUGGCUUGAGGAUACGGAAAGAAAGAUUUCCAAACUUAGAGAAAAUCUAACUUUCGUUAAUAAGUUUAAUGGCCAGCAAUCUAAAGACGAAAAAGAGAAGACACUGAACAUUUUAUGCUCGUUUGGAUACAAAAAAUCCAGAAAGGGAGAGCUGGCACGCGUAUCUAGUCUUAUUGAAGAUAGAGUCAAAAUUAUGGAGAAAAAAAUCUCAACCUAUCGCUCCAGAAAGUCGUUUAGACAAGAUAAUUUCUGUUUUGAACUAAACAGGAGAAGAUUCUAUCGAAGACUGAACUGUGAAAACAAAGAUUCUGAUUGUCAAGUCCCAGAAGAUAAGUGUCUAUCUUUCUGGAAGGGCGUAUGGAAGAAAGAGGAGAACCGUGCUCCUAAAGCUAUUGUUGGUAAGCAUAUUACUGGAGCUGAACAGCUUCCAAGUGACGUGAAAACUGAUUUUAUCAAGAAUGUUAUCCAGUGUGUACCCAAUUGGAAAGCCGCGGGUUGUGACGGAGUUUAUGGAUUUUUUAUCAAAAAGUUCGAAGCUCUUCAUGGCCAUUUGUGCGAUGAGAUCCUUAAAAUUGUGAACGGAGGCUAUUCCCCUGCUGAGUGGUUUUACACAGGAGUAACAUACCUCAUUCCAAAAAAUGAAAAGUGCCAUUCCCCAAAUGACUUAAGGCCGAUUACCUGCAUGCCUAUAUUGUACAAACUUGUCACUAAAUGUGUGAAUACAAAGCUUACAGACUAUAUCGAAGCGUUUAACCUUAUCUCGGAUAAUCAGCUGGGAGCUAGAAGGCAAUGCCAAGGCGCAAAGGAACAAGCACUAAUAAACCAGUGUGUCAAUAGUGAGUAUGGAAAUAACUUAUUUGCAACGUGGAUCGAUGUCAGAAAGGCAUUUGAUUCUGUCAAUCAUGAAUUCUUAUGUCAAGUGCUUGAUCAGUCUGGAAUUCCGAAUUGGAUCACAAAUUUUGUGAAAACUUUAAUCAAAAAUUGGAAUGUCAUUUUGACACUUAACAAUAAGAGAAUUGGAACUGUAAAAUUGGAAAGAGGAAUCUUACAAGGAGACUCACUCUCUCCACAACUCUUCACUCUGGUAAUGGAUCCGUUAAGUAGGAGCUUGAAUAUGAAGUUCCCGAAGGUGCGUAUAGGUCAAAAUGACCCGUUCACGGUUUCAUAUUCAACAAACCAUUUGUUGUUUAUUGACGACCUGAAAAUAAUUGCUGAGAAAGAAGACACCGUUCUAAAAAUGAUGGAAGAUGUCGAUGAAUAUUUUGAUGCCGUUGGCCUCAAGAGGAACUCGGAAAAGUCUGCGACUAACCUGGACUAUGUGAAAGAUACAAAAUGUCUGGAUGGGUGUGCUGGGUAUCGAUACCUGGGAGUCUUGGAGGAUAGAGGAAGUGAUGUCAAGAAAAUCGAGGUAAUGAAAACAAUUGCUCGAAACGUGAAAGAGAGAAUCGAGAGUCUUGCAAAAACAAAGUUAAGUGCAGUAAACCUCUUUAAAGCGAUAAACGAAUAUGCACUCUCUCUCUACAACUACUAUAUCGGAUUGAUCGACAUUGAACCGAGUGAGUUUGAUGCCAUUGAUUGGUAA